This is a messenger RNA of Pyricularia grisea, 1308 nucleotides long. RefSeq lists its product as uncharacterized. Lineage: Eukaryota; Fungi; Ascomycota; Sordariomycetes; Magnaporthales; Pyriculariaceae. Gene Ontology annotation, biological process: tRNA methylation; RNA (guanine-N7)-methylation. Gene Ontology annotation, cellular component: tRNA methyltransferase complex. The record is from RefSeq and is a predicted model, not a curated record. Gene Ontology annotation, molecular function: tRNA (guanine(46)-N7)-methyltransferase activity. Bases 67 to 927 code for a protein of 286 amino acids. The transcript is spliced from 3 exons.
CCUAGGCACAUCAAUCCUCUUUGGAAGUGAGAGCAACAUCAAGAGGCUGCCCUCAAAAGAAACACAAUGGGGCAAACUGGGAAGCCCAACAGGAAUCUCCGCAAGGAGUACCGCGAGGCGCAAAAGAGCAAUGGCGCGGCAGCGCUUCCCAAGAAGAAAUUCUAUCGCCAACGCGCCCACGCGAAUCCGUUCUCUGAUCAUAAUUUGACAUACCCCAUAUCGCCAGACCAUAUGGACUGGGCACCUCUGUAUCCAGCCUACAAAGCACCAGAUGCGGAUGAGAAUGCGGAUGCUACUACUAAAGACUUGACAGCUACCAAGUCGCUGCCCAGGAGGUUACUAAAGGAUGUCGAGGUUGCCGACAUUGGAUGUGGCUUUGGCGGGUUGCUGAUGGCUUUGUCACCUGCCCUCCCCGACUCCUUGAUACUAGGCAUGGAGAUCAGGACACAAGUGACGGGCUUCGUGCAGGACAAGAUCCGAGCACUACGGACGCAGCACUCUGCGACGGACCCGCAGGCAUACCAAAACAUUGCGUGCGUGCGGGCCAACACGAUGAAGUUCCUGCCAAACUUUUUCACACGCGGACAGCUCUCCAAGGUGUUCAUCUGCUUCCCAGACCCGCACUUCAAGGCGCGCAAGCACAAGCAGCGCAUCGUGUCGACGACACUCAGCUCCGAGUACGCCUUUGUGCUGCGGCCGGGUUCGGGCGUCGUCUACACCAUCACCGACGUCAAGGACCUGCACGAGUGGAUGGUCGAGCACCUCGAGGCGCACCCGCUGUUCGAGAGGAUCGGCGACGAGGAGCAGGAGGCAGAUCCUUGCGUUGCCAUUAUGCGCAGCGAGACGGAGGAGGGCAAGAAGGUCGAGAGGAACAAGGGGCACAAGUAUGUGGCUUUGUUCAGGAGGUUGGAGGAUCCGCCGUGGUGAUGAGGAGUUGUGGGCAAUGUUGGGAGGAUGGAGAGGUGGUUUUUUUGCUGCUGUUAGAACCUAUUACAGAGGAUAACAGGCAGUGUAAGGACGCGUCGAGCGGUUGUUCUGCGUCGUUGGUUACGACAUUUCCGUGUCUUCUUCGCAACUUGCGCCCCUCCAGAGCGCCUUGAAGACGUUUCAACGACUUUCCAGACGGACGAUAAAGCAAAUUAUACCAACAAGUGGUAAAAGGCACCCAGAUUUGAAAACUAUCGUAUCACAGAUACACUAGAAACUUUCCGGGGCCCGUACACAAAAUCUCCCAAGGGAUCACCGCACGGCUCGGUCACACAAGGGAGUAUCCAGUUGGAUGAUCGUUACAGGCAUCAGAGAUUUACG